Ustilaginoidea virens is the source of this 3063-nucleotide messenger RNA. RefSeq lists its product as uncharacterized. Bases 1 to 3063 code for a protein of 1020 amino acids. Gene Ontology annotation, cellular component: ERMES complex; endoplasmic reticulum. The transcript is spliced from 2 exons. Lineage: Eukaryota; Fungi; Ascomycota; Sordariomycetes; Hypocreales; Clavicipitaceae. Gene Ontology annotation, molecular function: lipid binding. Gene Ontology annotation, biological process: phospholipid transport. The record is from RefSeq and is a predicted model, not a curated record.
AUGGGAUCAUGGACGGCACUGCUCGUGGCGUACCUCCUUGGAGGCGUCACUUUGAUCCCUCUUGUCGGCCUGGCUGUGCUCAUCCACGCGCAUUACGCUUUUCCGUACCGUAAUGAUCGAGAAAAUUCCCACGAUGACGACGAUGACGAUAUAGUUCAACCCGGCGAUGACACGUUAUUGUUGGACGAGGCAAGGAGGUCAAAACCCGCGGACGAAGCCAAAGCCCGUGCAGCCCAUGAUCUCGACGUCACCGCGGGAUACUUCGCCGUAUGUCGCGAGUAUGUGCCCAUGGGACUCAACGCCAAACCGAUAGAACGCGCCACACCCCUUGGGUCAACCACCGUCGCUGCUCCCAGCCCUAGUGUCUACCAAACGAUGUACAGGAGCAUAUUCGACCGCAAGCCAGUUGCUGGGCCGCUUGAUGGCAACGGCACCAACGGCAGCAUGAGCCAACGACCGAAAAAAGCGGGCAACGUCUUUUACGUCGUCUUGAGGCAUGGCCAUCUCAUGUUAUUCGACGACGACGAGCAGCUCGAAGUACGUCAUGUCAUCUCACUAGCUCACUACGACAUCAGUAUAUACUCGGGUGGCGAUGUCACACCUGAAGGGGAGUUGUUUAUCAAGAGAAACGCAUUGUGCCUGUCGAGGAAAGUUGGCGGUCGCUCAGAUAAACUGGCUCUGGAUGGCCACGUCUCGAAGCCAUUCUACCUCUUUUCUGAGAAUUGCUCUGCCAAGGAAGAUUUCUACUUUUCUCUCCUGAAGAAUCAGGAGCAGACAUUUGGUUUCGACUCCAAUGCGCCCAUCCCAAAGGGUUUCGAGGUGAAGAACAUCAUUUCUUUGGUGCAAAGACUUCACUCUUCCGAGGACCACGUUCAUUCGAGGUGGCUCAACGCUAUGCUGGGCAGGAUAUUCCUCGCCGUCUACAGGACAAAGGAUUUGGAGAACACUAUUCGCGAGAAGAUCACCAAGAAGAUUUCCCGAGUCAAACGCCCAUCGUUUCUCGCCAAUAUUACCAUUCAAAAGAUAGACACUGGGGAGGCCGCUCCCUUGUUCACAAAUCUCAAGCUCAAGGACCUCACCGUUGAAGGGGAAUGUCUAGUGGAAGCGGACGUGAGGUACACGGGCAACUUUCGCAUCGAGGUUGGCGCCACGGCCAAGAUUGACUUGGGCUCGAGGUUCAAGGCUCGAGAGGUCACCCUAUUGCUCGCCGUCGUUCUCAAGAGAAUCGAGGGCCAUGUACUAUUCAAGGUCAAGGCACCGCCCAGCAAUCGACUCUGGAUGUCCUUCCAAACGAUGCCCAAGAUGGAAAUGGCCAUUGAGCCCAUUGUCAGCUCAAGACAAAUUACAUACACGCUAAUUCUACGUCAGAUAGAGAACCGCAUAAAGGAAGUAUUCGCCGAGACCCUGGUCCAGCCGUUUUGGGAUGACGUACCCUUUUUCAGGACGGAACACAAAACGUGGAGGGGAGGCAUCUUCCAAGACGAUGACGCUGUAGAAACGUCGAGGCCCGUAGAGGCUGCGUCGGCGGAUAAUGAUGCUCAGCCGCUGGAGAGGCCGGAGGAGGACCAAGAUGUACCAAAUGAGGCGCAUCUCGUCGAAAGGAGCCACACCCACCACACCCACCAUUCCCCCGUGAAAGCGCAGCAAGCGAGCACGGGCCUCUUUGGGAAGCUUGGAAGGAGUGCCAACGGCAGCGCGACAUCAAUCUUGUCUGCCAGCACUGGCUGUAAGCCUGCGUCUUCAGCUACCGGCCUCUCUCGAUCGCUCAAUAUCGUCAGGAAUGCGACGGAUCCGGUGGUGGGCACCGAAACUGCACAUGCCGAUCUUUAUAAACCGUCGUCGUCGCCGCCUGACCAUGCCACAAACUUGAUGGCGUCGUUGGCUUCACGCUCCCAAGACGCAUCCCCGGUGCACUCCCCCGUCGGGUCGUUUGCAAAGGCCCAGCUGGGAGGCCACUUACGUCGACGCUCGUCAUCAUCAUCCAGGGAGACUGAGAGCAGGGGAAAUACAGAGGACUCGGAGAGAGCCUCGAACUCGAUCCCCAAAGGCCGCCGCAACACCGCUUCGUCAGCCGAAUCCGUCGCUCGCAGUGAGGACUCAGCCUCGGCAUCUUCAGCGCGGCCCGCAACUAGCUCCUUCAAGUCACAUACAAGUUCCCUGGGUAGGAGUUUCUUUGCCAAGCGCGAAAGCGGGAACAGCUCGUCAUCCGAAGCCGUUUUGGCGGGUGGCGAGCUAAAGAAGACGACAUUAGCAGCCGUCACCAACGCCGCGGAGCACGCCAGGCAAUGGGGCUGGAACGCGAUACGCCGCCAGAAAGAACAGCAUCGCAACGGCGACAAGGCUUGCCAAAUCGAUCUUAGCCGACCCAUGGGACGAGGCCAGCCCCUUCCGCCCCCCGGGACUCCUCUUCCCGGUCCAGUGAAUGGAGCCGCGAUACUUGGAUCCACGGUAGCCAGGCGCAAGACCGCCGCCACUGCUACAGGAUCGAUACCUGAAAAGGUCUCGUUAGAGAAUGACAAGAGCGAUGAGGAAUCUCGCGCCUCCCAGCCACCUCGCCUUCCUCCGCGACGACGACGAAGGGGGGCAAGCCAGCAACAAGAAGAAGACGUGGAGCAAAACAUGUUGGUCGUCGCCGCCCCCCCCGACGAAUCACCACCUGGGACACCUGGCGCACCUGGCGCACCUGCCGCGGAUGCAGAGAGGGAUCGUGACGAGGCGUGGGUGAAUACUGGCAGAAAAAAACUGGCGAUAGCGUCACAGCCCGGACUCGAGGUGGACCCGGAACCAGAACCGUUGGUUCAAGCCUUGGCAGCUUCUAUGUCAACCACUUUGUCACAAUCUUUGUCUAAUAGCGUACAAGGUGCCCCCCAGUCUCCAUUUUCCCCAAAGGUGAAGGCGGCCAAAGGAGGUCCUUUAAUUGCCGUACCCGCUUCCAUUGUUGUUGGUGUUGUUGGGGUUUGUGAUGACGAUGACGAUGGUGACGAUGGUGGCGACGGUGGCGGCGACGACGAUGACGAAGACUUGUCCGGCUGGCUGCAAGACACGGACCUUGGUAACGAGUAG